This is a messenger RNA of Lactuca saligna, 2377 nucleotides long. The record is from the annotation of a GenBank genome assembly. Lineage: Eukaryota; Viridiplantae; Streptophyta; Magnoliopsida; Asterales; Asteraceae.
GCGAAACAAUCAAUAAAAUGCUGACAACUUAAAAGGACUAAAAUAUGAAUGUGUGAAUAGUUAAGGGGGUAUCUCUAUGUGUUAUCAGAAAUUAUUGGUAACACGUGGUGUGGAACUUUUGUGUCGAGCCACCCAGUUCCCAAUUGCAUUCUACCAUUCCACACUCACACACGCUCUCUCUCUCCAAGCUUCAUCAAUGGCGAAGCAACGAUCUUCUUCUCUAUUCUUCUCUUCACUCUUAACCCCAAGAGGCGAUACCCUUCUCUACCUCAUCGCUCUCCUCUCGAUUUUCUCCCUCAUCAUCCACCACAUCUCCCUCUCCGCCGCUGCUGAUUCCCAUUUCGAAGGCUUUGACGCCGAUGACGAAGUUGAACUCGAUGACGACUCUCUUCUUCUCCAAUCAUCACUCUCUGAUCUCCCCCGCCGGUCCCCUCCUCCUUCCACCACUUUAUCCACCUCUUCCGAUCCUGAAUCCCACCAUGGCCCACCUAACCCACCCUCAUCCCAGCCGGCCGAUUCCGAUCUCGCUACCAAACCCUCAACCCCAUCUUCUUCAUUUGAGUAUUGGGAUGAAGAUGAGUUUGAGGGCUUCCCUACUGAAAUAACACCCCCUGAAGUCUCCAGAAUCACUGAACCUACCACACCGGGUGGUUCCGAAUCUGCUGCUCCGGAGGAUACCGAAAAGAUUGCGCAACCGACUUCAGCGAAGAAGAGUAUUGGAUCGUUUACUAUUGAGAUAACAUGUGUAUCAAUCUUAAUCAUAUUCGCGAUCAAUUUUUUUACUGGCAAAAAAGAGAAUGAAACCCUAGCCCUAGCUUGGGCGGCUAAAUUCGCUACUAAUGAUUCGAUUUUCGAGAAGAAUUUUAGUUUGUUGGGUGUGGGAGAAACCGAUGACUCUCCAUUGUUGUUGAAAGAAGGUCAAAACGUGUUCAAGUUCUACGCCAGUGGGCGUAGGUUUUGUCAAGGAUUGUUGGCUACAAUGGAGCUGAAGAGCCGCCAUGAUUUGAUAGCAAGGCUGUAUAACAUGAUUGUUCCUUGUAAAGAUGAGAUCACGUUUGAGGUCUAUAUGAAUGACGAUGCAAUGGAUCAUGUGGUUUUUGCUUUGGCUAAGAAGAAAGCUGCAAAAACUAUGCAGAAGGAAUUGAGAGAUCUUCAGAGGUUUGGGAAUUUGAUGCCUGCACCCACCAAUCGGAAAUGGGUUGCUGAUGAAUUGAGUGUCAUUACAGAGUCUAAAGAGGUUGCCGGAGAUUUGAUCACCGAGGCUGUACUUGAUCAGGUAUUUGGUGAAAAAGCAUUCGAGAAAUUUGGGAAAUUGUUCAUGUCAAUGCAUUUCUCUGAUCAACAUCCAAGUACCCACAGGAAGAUCUUGAUUUUUAAGUUUGCUCUUCCUGCUGCCGAUCAAAUGGCUGACAUGACACGACUAGUGGCUCUAAUUCCCUAUUACAUUGAUUUAAUUGGUCGUUACAAACUCAGUUCACAGGCUAGAUCCAAACCAGAAGCAGCAAGAGCAAAGCUUGCACAAGAAGUAUACAAGGAGCUUCAGUAUGCAAGACAAGAAGCAAUUCAGAGAAAGAAGAUAGAGAAGAAGAAGAUGAUCGAGGAGGCUGAGUCAAAGCUGAAUGCUGAGGCUUUACGCAAGAAAGAAGCAAAAGAACGUGCUCGACAGUUGAAGAAAGCAAUGCCCAAAAUCAAAAUGUCACGUGGAGGAUAGGAAGAACAUAUACAGGUCAGCUUGUUACUUGUUAGUUCACUACUCUUUCUUUUUCUCCUUUCUAGUUCUUGUUACUUCUUUUAUGCUUUUUAUAGCUAGAAACAUAAUAGAAUCUGUAUGUGGUCACUGCAAUGCAUUGUACUUUAGUGGUUUGUACUUCUGUUUUCAGUCAGAUUAAGCAAUUCUACUUGUACCUCUAGUUACUUUUUUGAAUUCGUUCAAAAGUCUAAAUUGGUUAGUGGAAGUUAUUGAAAGUAAGAAAGGGGAGGGGGAGAUUGAGUAAAUCAUUAUCCUUAUCAUCAUAUUCAUGUGGUUAUUAAUUAUUAUCGUAUACUGAGUGAUGGCAAACGGACAACAAACUGCUUCGCUAAACCUUUUUGUAUGGUAAAACUAAUUAUUUUGAAGACUACAUCCAUAGUUAUAGGGGAUAUAAUGCAUACAUUGCUAUGCAUGAUCUGUUGUCCUCUAUUAAGAAGUUCCACCGCAUCCGACGCGAAGAAACCAAAAAUAUCAUAUGUAAAUGGUAUGAACACAUGUUGAUUUUUCAUGCACGAUUGCUCAUGUUUGGUGUCUAUAGCAGUUUUUAAAGCAACUUGUGUCCAACCGUGAAACCCUCAAGCCCACAAGAAGUGAUACCCAUUACGGUCCAAACAUGUGUGUUUCUUU